GGGCUGAUGGGCAGUUGUCAGGGUUACCGGAGCCGGGGGGCGGGGCCAGGAGCAGACUCUCCGGGAGAAGAUGAAGGAUCCGGUCGGAUUCCUAAGGCGGCAGCAGGAGGCGGAGAGCGAGGAGGGAACCGAGCGCUGGGGCCGCAUGGAGUCCUUCUACACCAGGAGGCUCUGGCAUCAGCUCACUGUGGAAUUGCUGGAGUUCACACUGACCCCAUCCUUUGCCUCAGGAGAUAAUCUAUUAAAGCUGUACGACAACUUCAUCAGUGACUUUGAGCACAGAAUAAACCCGCUGUCACUGGUGGAAAUUAUUCUCCGUGUAGUCCGACAAAUGAGCGAUGCACAAAUGGCACUGAAUUUACUGGAAAAGACCUGUGAAAAAGUGAAAGCAAAUGAUGAAGCAAUGAUUCUCUGCAGAACUGCCAUCGCUGCCAUUAAAAUCAAAAUCGGAGACCUGCAGGAAACAAAGAAGAUUGUUGAAGAAGUUGGUGAAAUGUUGGAGAAGUUACCAGGAGUGACAUCUGUUCAUGGCCGUUUCUAUGACACUUCGAGCAGCUACUAUCAGGUGGUGGGAGAUCACGCUGCUUAUUACAGGGAGGCACUGCGUUACCUGGGCUGCACCGAACUCUCAGAAUUGUCAAUGGGUUCACAGCAACAGCGAGCAUUCACAUUAGGCCUGGCAGCUUUGCUAGGAGAAGGAAUUUAUAAUUUUGGAGAACUGCUGAUGCACCCAAUUCUGGAGUCUCUGCGCAAUACAGAGAACCAGUGGCUCAUUGACACUCUGUAUGCUUUUAAUGGGGGUGAUGUGGAGACCUUCUUCGUUUUGAAAACACACUGGGGAGCCCAGUCUGACCUGGCCAGCAAUGAAAGCCGACUGAAAGAAAAGCUGCAGCUACUCUGCCUUAUGGAGAUGGUGUUUACAAGACCAGCCAAUCAUCGGCAGAUGACAUUCCAGGAAAUAUCCCAUCAGGCUAAAGUGCCCAUUGGCGAGGUUGAAAUGCUUGUGAUGAAAGCAUUGUCCACUGGGCUGGUUAAAGGGAGCAUUGAUGAGGUGGACCACAAGGUUCACAUGACCUGGGUUCAGCCACGUGUCAUGGACCUGCAGCAGGUAUCUGCCAUGAAAGCACGCCUGGAAGCUUGGUGUGCAGAUGUGAAGAACAUCUCCAUCCUUGUUGAAGAUCACGCACAUGAAGUCCUUGGGUGAAAGAAUCCCUGUUUACCCAGCAGUAAGUGUGACAAUGUGACACUUCCUGAAAGAAAAAGCUGUUUCGACGUUACUGUUAUUUGUUGUGUUUUCUGUAAAGUAGCUGGUUAAAUCCUUGUUGUAAACGUGAAAUAAAUUUAGGUUUGGUCAUGUCAUUGAAUGCAGUAAACAUGAUGCCUCAUGCUUACAUGGACGACUAGAAGGCCAACCUUACGGUUAAACAUUUA
Molecule: messenger RNA, 1431 nt
Organism: Callorhinchus milii (elephant shark)
Lineage: Eukaryota; Metazoa; Chordata; Chondrichthyes; Chimaeriformes; Callorhinchidae
Product: 26S proteasome non-ATPase regulatory subunit 13
Exons: 13
Coding region: 71-1204 (377 amino acids)
Biological process (GO): ubiquitin-dependent protein catabolic process
Cellular component (GO): cytosol; proteasome regulatory particle, lid subcomplex; nucleus
Molecular function (GO): structural molecule activity
Source: RefSeq, a predicted model, not a curated record